AUGGCGGCGCCGGCGGAAGCGCUGCCGGUCUCGCUCGCGGGCAAGUUUAAGGGGUCCUUUGCAUAUGAUACAAUUAAAGACAGGCUACCUCAAAUCCUGACCAAAGUUAUUGAUACUCUGCAUCGACAUAGAAAUAAAUUCUUUGAAGAACAUGGGGAAAAAGGUGUUGAAGCAGAAAAGAAAGCUAUAGCCUAUCUCUCCAAGUUGCGUAAUGAGCUGCAGACAGACAAGCUGUUGAUUGCUUUGAAUGAUUACCUGCCUGAUACUGCUCUGUGGAACCAGUACCUAGAAUAUCAGCGGAAUUUAUCAUAUGGACCACCAAGCUGGUUUAAAUCGCCUUGGUUAUAUGUAGAAUGCUACAUGUAUCGUAGAAUUCAUGAGGCAGUAGUUCAAAAUCCUCUUAUCAGUGAUUUUGAUGUAUUUAAUGAAGAAAAGGUACAUGGUUUCUUCGAAUCUCAGCAAGCUAUUAUAAUUUUAACUACAUACCUCCAAGAACUGCUGAAAAAUAUAUCAGACCUAGAUGAAAAACGUCUUCAGGAGGAAUUUUUUAUGCUUUUGCAGGUUUCACUCUGGGGCAAUAAGUGUGACUUGUCAAUUUCAGGCGGUAAAGAUAAUUCUCAGAAGUCAGAUCCCUUGCAAUCUCUGGAAGAGCUAAAAUCUUUUAUUUUGGUGGAUCAUAUGGAAAAGAUUUGGUCAUUGCUUAUAAAUGAGAAGAAAAAGAAUUCAUGGACCACUACUAGAAUUGACAUAGUCCUGGAUAAUGCUGGAUUUGAGCUUACUGCUGAUCUUGUACUAGCUGACUUUUUGGUAUCAUCAAAGCUAGCUACUGAAAUUCAUUUUCAUGGAAAAAGUAUUCCGUGGUAUGUUUCGGAUACUACAAAUCGUGACUUCAGUUGGACUAUUAAACAAAUGCAGUCAGCUAAUCACAAGUGGAUGUCUAAGUGUGGCAUGGGCUGGGAGGAAAAAAUGAAAAAUGGUAUUUGGGUUUAUCAUGAUCAUUUUUUCUGGACUUUGCCGCAUGAAUUUUCGAACAUGGCUGAGGUUGCUCCUGAUUUGUAUGCUGAGUUGCAGAAAGCAAAUUUAAUUCUUUUUAAAGGUGAUCUGAACUAUAGGAAGUUAACAGGUGACCGAAAAUGGGACUUCACAGUGCCAUUCCAUCAAGCCUUGAACAAUUUUCAUCCUGCCCCCCUCUGCAGCUUGAGAACAUUAAAAUCUGAUGUUCAGGUUGGAUUGAAACCUGGGCAAGGUGAACAUCUUAUGAAUAUAGAACCUGAAUGGAUGAUAAUUGGGAAAUAUGGUGUAGUACAGUUUGAUUCUGCUUCAUGAUUGGCUUAAAUGAUUUGAAGGAUAACGCUGUGCUAAAUG
Molecule: messenger RNA, 1365 nt
Organism: Euleptes europaea (tarantolino)
Lineage: Eukaryota; Metazoa; Chordata; Lepidosauria; Squamata; Sphaerodactylidae
Gene: DCPH1
Product: acidic residue methyltransferase 1
Exons: 5
Coding region: 1-1326 (441 amino acids)
Biological process (GO): DNA damage response
Cellular component (GO): nucleus; cytoplasm
Molecular function (GO): phosphatase activity
Source: RefSeq, a predicted model, not a curated record